Botrytis deweyae is the source of this 4062-nucleotide messenger RNA. RefSeq lists its product as uncharacterized. The coding region runs from base 1 to 4062 and encodes 1353 amino acids. NCBI's taxonomy places the organism in Eukaryota, Fungi, Ascomycota, Leotiomycetes, Helotiales, Sclerotiniaceae. The record is from RefSeq and is a predicted model, not a curated record. The transcript has a single exon.
AUGUCGGAUUAUAAUUUCGACCACUCGGGUUUCACCCAAGAACAUAUCCGGCAUCUCCAAGAAAACCCUCUUGAAGCUUGUCAGCGAGAAAAUGAAUCGCUUCGUAUUAGACUGGAAACGUUCAAUCGUAUGCUUCUCGAAGCUAAAGAGGAAUCGCAAAAAAGAUUAGAUCGUAUUAAACAGGUGAGAGACGAAAGGGAUGUGGCUUUUGAUGAAGGGGAAAAAUAUGCGACGAGAGAAAUUGGUGGACAGUUGGAGGCGUUGAAGAGGGAAAAAGUUGAGGCAGAGAGGAAGACUAAAGAAUUGGAAGAGCAGGUUGCGAAAUCGCGGGAGAUGGCGAUUCAGAUGAAAGCAGAAUUGAAAAAAUUGAAAGAGAGGAAAGAUGAGAAAGAAGAAACAGAUGAUGUUUCUCUUGAGCAGCAGAGAGAUAGAAUUGCAGAGGAGCUUGAGGAAGCAAAGGAGGUCAUUAAGGGAAAAGAACUUCAUAUACAACAUUUAAAGGAAGAAGCCAGGAGUAGGUCAUCGAGAGUGUCAGAGACACCACCGGUAGUGAGUGCACGAGUACAGGCUCUUAUAGAACAAAUCCAUGCGUUGCUGGCACAAAGAGAUGAUAUGAGACAACAAUUGGAGAUCUUGACGGAGAAUUUCAUAGGUACUCCGCCGAAGGAGGUUACGCCAAAAGGAGACACACCACUGAGAGGAACACCGGAGCAAAACACAGAACGGCCGCCUGGUAGAUCCGGUGCUAGUGCGGGCCUAGGUAGUGCUAAUUUCAAAGGCAGUAGACGAAUCUUGCAUGCCCCUUCUCCUUUGAGACAACAGUCUUCUACCACCGAAUCGGUAGAAGAUGAAGAUUCAGAAAAAGAGAUGGAAGUGAAAGAACGUGAUUCUGAGCGAGAAGAGGAGGAAUCAGAUACUGAAAAAGAAGAAGAAAAUCUAAAAGAAAGUAUCGAAAUAGACGAAAACGACACAUCGCUGGAAAGUUAUCGAAAAGACAAAGAUCUACACUACCAGCGACUUGUCAACCGCAUCAAAGAACUCGAGAGAAGGAAUCUGCGUCUCGAGCGCUAUCACGACAUGUCCCACGUAACACGCGCAAUCCUCAGUUUGACACCCAUUCAUUUCGAAGCAUAUCGUGAACGUAAAGAGGCUAAGAGGAAAGAGGGAAUGGUAUUGCUCGAUAUCACGGAUAAGGAACGUAAGAUUCUACGAAAACAAAAUCGGAAGCUCGAAAAACAGUUGCAGGCAUUGGCGGAUCUGAGAUGCAAGGAGAAAGAGAAAGAUACGGGGGAUGCACAGGAUUUUAUACUCACACAAGCUCAACAUGAUGCAAACGAAAAUGCUACGAAAGAUUACAAAAGAUUGUAUGAGGAGGCGGAAAUGGUAGUGAUGAAUAUGCUAGAGACCUGUGCGGAUGUCGAUGCCGAAGAAGUCUCGGAAUUGCGGAAGGAGCGGGAAUUUCAUAAGAAGCGAAUAGAAGAACUGGAAGAGGAAAUCGAUGGUCCAUUAGGACUGAGAGAACAAUUGGCAUUCGGAACUGCUGAAAAUGCAGACGAUUUCAAUGCGGAGAGGGAGUUAACACGAGUCAGAGCUGAGCUCGAAUGGUGCAUAAAGGAAAGAGACAUGGCUAUGGAGGAAUCACACGUGGAGGAAAACCUCACAUCCAUCAAAGAACUAAUGGAUCAAUCAUCCCAGAAACUCGAUGUUGACAUCUAUCCCAACGAGGAAAAAUACGAACAAUGCAAGGAAAUGACCAAAAAGUACCGACAAUGCCAGCGUGAAUUGAGCGACGAGAAAGAAAAGACCAAGUCUCUUGAAAGGUUUCUGGAAGAGAAGUACAUGGAAUAUGAAGACCUUGCCGGCGAUGUGCACGAUGAUUCGAUGAGCGCAAGAUUGGCUCGAGCAUUAAUUGAACUGUACCAAACGAAGCGAAAACUGAUGGAUAAAACGAUACAGAGAAAUAGUCUCACCAAGAGUGCUGUGGGAUGUUUAACGACCGUCUUGCAACACAAUGAAGUUCUGGAGCAGAAAAUAUACACACUGCAACAACAUCCCGAUCGCGAUCCUGAGCUUCCUAUCACAGAUGUAGAUUUGGAGAACGAAGAAACAAUUGCGAGACUCCAGUGGAAGACUGAUUUGUUGGAAAAACAGCUUCUUAAAGCUCAAUCGGAUAUCAAAUCUGCGGAGAAGAAGGCAAAAAGGUCGAAAGAGAGAUUGGAUGAAUACAUUGGGUUAUCUUUUAACAAAUCGAAUACGCACCCUAGAGUUGAAGCUUUGAGAUUGAAUAGACAGAGAUCUCCUCUCGAUCCGAACGCUACUGACCCGGAAGUCAUUGCGCAUUUGAAAGUUCAGCUCAAAGAUACGGAUGAUUUGGUGGAGCUUAUAUGUCAGAGAUAUGACGUUGCAGAGGGUGAAGCGGAAGAUGAAAAGGAGGGAUUGAAGGCAGAGAAUAUGGAGGCAGCAGAGAGGGCGGAGAAGGCGGAGAAGGCGGAGAUAGCGACGAGGAGAUUGGAGGAUUGUAUGGAUUUGGUGAAUGGACCUUUGAGUCAAAAAGAGGCGUGGGAUAAUCUGAAGAGAUUGUUGAGAGAGGCAAGGGAGGACUUGAAAACUAAAAUGAAUGAGUGGAAAGAGAAGGAUGGAGAACGUGAUUGGGCAGUUGAGAGUUUGGAGAAAAUGUUAAAAGAGAGUGAAGAAAGGGAAGCGGCACUCGCUAAGCUUCUACAUUCGACACAAGAGGACAUGAAGAGUGAAGGUACAAAGGACGCGAAGAUUGCAGAAUUGGAAGAACAGUUGAGGAGGAAUGAAGAAAGAAUACGAGACUUGCUCCGAGAGAAGGAUGAGAAUAAAGCCGAAGCUGAUGGAUUAGAAAGUUUCCUUCGAGCUAGCGAGACGCAAACGACACAACUUGAAGAACGACUUAGGAAGGCCGAAGAGAGAACUCGAGAUUUGCAACUGGAGAAAGAUACUCAGCAAUCUGAGGCUGAAAGACUGGAGGAUCUUCUCAAAGCUCGUGAAACACAAACGGCUGAAUUUUUCAAGACAUUAAGAGAUGAAGAGGAGGAACAAUACCGAGUGGAAAUCGAGAGGUUACAUGAACUUCUCCUAUUAAGAGAAAAUGAAGACGAACAAUUCCGUGAAGAAAUUGAGAGACUUCACGAACUACAUAAAACUAGUGAGGGAAAGGUUACCGAGCUUCUCGAGAUAUCAAUCACGACUUCGACACGAUUAUCUGAUCUCGAAGACGAGAUCACGAGAUGGAAAGUCGUUGCUGGAGAAAGCAUUGGGGAGAUUGAAAAUUUACAGAAAAAGUUGGAAGAUGCAGAGGCGAAGGUUGAAUUGCACAGUACAACGCAGAAUCAAAAUGCGGAAACGCAAACUGACACACCUACAUCCACAAGCAUGGAAACACAAACGGAAGAUAUUGAACUUCGACAAUCCGCAGUUCCACCUUCUACAGUUGAAAUCAAGCCAAAGAAAUUCAAAGGAAAGUCUCCAAAACAGAAGCCCAUCACAAAGAUCCCGCGAGAUCCACGCUAUCAUCCUCAACAUCCCGAUUCUGAAUCCUCAGAUGAAGAACCAGAGUCCCCUGAGCCAUUCAAACCGCAGCCUAAACACAACGUUGCACUUCGUCAAGAAAUGGAUUCAAGCCAUCCAGCUCCAUCGCCCUCUCCUGCUCCUUCAUUAACCAUUAGACUUACUUCCAAAGCCCAUGCGAAAAAGAAAGCUCACGGAAAGGAUAGUGUAGAAUACGAUUCACCGUACAAAUUCGAGACCGCGGUAGAAAGCGAAGAUGAAGAGAUACCGGAUGUGGAGAUAGCGCAGGAGAGUCCGAUUCAAGAAAUGCAGAAGGUGGGAGAGGCGGUGAAAUCGAGGGGGAGUAGGAAUACAAGGAAUCCGGAUCCGGUGUAUACCGGGCAGCUACUGGUGAGGGGACUUGGGAGGGGAGAGAAGGAGAAGAUGGGUGGAAAUAGGGCUGCUAGGGGCCAGAAGAGGAAAAUGAGUGAGAGUGGGAUUGAGACUGGGAAAGUGAAGAAGGGGAAAAGGCAGAACAGAAGUGUGUGA